This is a messenger RNA of Chondrus crispus (carragheen), 186 nucleotides long. RefSeq lists its product as hypothetical. The record is from RefSeq and is a predicted model, not a curated record. The transcript has a single exon. NCBI's taxonomy places the organism in Eukaryota, Rhodophyta, Florideophyceae, Gigartinales, Gigartinaceae. Bases 1 to 186 code for a protein of 61 amino acids.
AUGUUGACUGCGAUGUCAGAAACGGCAGCACUCUCAAAAGCCUUGGGCCAUGUGUUUCAUUGCGGUAUCACCAGUUUAUUACGCACGCCCCAGCACCGAGUUGUGGAGUUGCUCUUGCCAGCCGGACCUCCGGGAAGUCAACUAGAAUUGAUAGUUGACACCACAGGAACCAUCGGUCUCACCUAA